Messenger RNA from Humulus lupulus (European hop), 496 nucleotides. RefSeq lists its product as uncharacterized. NCBI's taxonomy places the organism in Eukaryota, Viridiplantae, Streptophyta, Magnoliopsida, Rosales, Cannabaceae. The record is from RefSeq and is a predicted model, not a curated record. The transcript has a single exon. Bases 172 to 438 code for a protein of 88 amino acids.
AUAGAUAGAAAGAAGGAAAGAAAUGAUCAUAAUAAUAGAAGUAGAGAAGUCUUGAAAGAGACUAUAAAGACCAAACUCAGCAUAUUGUAAGGAUAAGCUAGGCAAGGAGAGAGGCACAACAAACAAACACACAGAGAUAUAUAUAUAUAUACAAAGAUAUUAUAUACUAAUAUGUGCCCAACAAGGACAACAAGGUCGUGGUACACGUCAGCUUUCCGGUGGCCGGAGUUCGACUUCUCUUUGGGAUCUUCAGUUUUCCGGUGGCUGGAAUUUGAUCUUUCUUACUUGACUAGUGGGUGGAGUAUAGAGAGCAGCUUUCGGUGGCUUGACUUCUCCAUAGUUGAUGAUUUGGUGUGGACCUUCAUCUCAGUGGUUGAGUCCCUGGCUUUGUUAUCCAUGCUUUGCUUCUUUUUUCUGUUUUGUGGCUGUACCCUUUGAUCAACUUUGAAUUGAAUCUUCAUCGAUCCUAUAUAUCUUUUCAUUAGACCCUUCCUCA